Lolium rigidum is the source of this 1810-nucleotide messenger RNA. RefSeq lists its product as uncharacterized. Lineage: Eukaryota; Viridiplantae; Streptophyta; Magnoliopsida; Poales; Poaceae. The coding region runs from base 1 to 1206 and encodes 401 amino acids. The transcript is spliced from 3 exons. The record is from RefSeq and is a predicted model, not a curated record. Gene Ontology annotation, molecular function: protein binding.
AUGAUCCGCCGCCGCCGCCCUUCCCAGGCCCCCGCCUCGCCGGCGGCAGUGCUUUUCUCCCCGCUGGACGACGAAGACCUCCUCACAGAGAUUCUCAUCCGCCUCCCUCCGCUGCCAUCCUCCCUCCCCCGCGCCUCACUCGCCUGCAAGCGGUGGCGCCGCCUCAUCACGGACCGCGUCUUCCUCCGCCGCUUCCGCGCCCACCAGCACCGGAAACCCCCGCUCCUGGGCUAUUUCGUCGGCGGGGCAGCCAUCUUCAACCCCACGCUAGAUUCGCCCAACCGCAUCCCCAGCGCGCGCUUCCACUCUCCACAGAUCCACAAGGAGCGCUGGGUCUUCUGCGGCUGCCGCCACGGCCUCGCCCUCAGCUUCAACGUGGACCGCCUCCACGCCGCCGUGUGGGAUCCCCUCACAGGCCGCCGGCGCCACGUGGCUUUCCCGCCGGGGUUCGACAACGACCGAGAGAACAUCGUCAGGAGCGCCGCGGUGCUCUGCGCCUCCCGCGAAGAAGGCCAUGUGCACGGCGAUUGCCAUUCGAGCCCGUUCAAGCUGGUCUUGGCGCGCACCGACAGUGACCGCACACGCGCAUUCUUUUGCCUCUACGAAUCAGAGCGCAACGCAUGGGGAAAUAUCAUCUCAACAGCAAUUUCAUUCAAGCAUGGGAUCAGCUCCUUGAUUCCAAGCGUCCUGGUUGGGAAUGCACUUUACUGGCUGAUUGGUGUAAACUGCAUCCUGGAAUUUGAUUUGGAAAAGCAGAGCCUUGUUAUGAUGGACCAGCUGGUAGAUACCCAUGUAACUGACUAUUAUAGCUUCCAGAUCUUGAGGACAGAGGAUAACGGCCUAGGCCUCGCCGUUACAUCAGGAUUGAGCAUUCAGCUAUGGGAGAGGAAGUCUAACUCUGAUGGUGUUCUGCGAUGGGUACUGGCCAAAACCCUUCAACUGGACAGCCUCCUUGAGCUAAAACCUGGAAUGGAGAAGCAAGCAGGCACCAUUAUAUUGGGGCAUGAUGAGUAUAGCAAUGCCAUCUUUGUAUCUAUUUCCACUAGUGUUUUCUUGAUCCAACUUGAGUCGCUGCAGUACAAGAAGGUUGUCGAAAACCACACUUACCGUUUGCUCACCACCUAUUAUCCCUACACAAAUUUCUAUGCUACAGGCAGGGUAAUUGGUGGUGGAGAUGAUGUACCUGAGAUGUUGAACAAUGCGUGACAUAUUUCUCCUAUUAGAUCUGCUAAUGUGUUGUGUCAGGUUUGCGGAGUUGUUUGACAGCCAGCAAGGUGAAGAAAUAACAUCCUGGUGCAGUUCCAUUCCUUGUUUGGGCCAGCGAUGUACUGAUGUCUUGUUCCAUGUGGAUGCCAUGAUCUUCCACUAUUCACCUUGAUAUGAAACAUGUUGAAAGUGUUAUCUAGCUCGCUGGAAUUCAGUGGUGUUACUUUUACAGGUGAUAAACCUGCAGAAUUUAACUUGUUCGCUGAAAUUCACCGAGCUACUUUUAGAAGAUGCAAAAUGGAGUUAUCUGGUUUUACUUUUUGAGAUGCAGAAGUUCCGACUGGUAUUGUGACUCUUCAAGUGUUGCAGUAGUGUUGAUUCUCUGCUAGUUAGCACUGGCUAGUCAGUGUACACCAUUUAAGUAUUUUUUUUAAACCGGUACACUGUUAAGGAUGGUUGAGCUAUUUUGCUUCAGUCAUCAACCUGUUAUUAAUCUUCCAUGCGUCCAGUUGUUUCGGCCUGCUGCUGAUUGUGGGCUUGUGACCAGCACUCCUAUUCAUAUAGUCUUAUUGCCUCCAUUAAGAUGGGGUUCAAUCGUUACCUG